GCAGCGCGCUCGCCGCCGGAUUGCCUUACCGCUCGAGCACUCCUCCCGGCUGGCGGUCGGUAACGGUCCGCGGCCCUCGUGCAGCUCAGAGCUCGCCCGCUCGGCGGCGUCGCGAUCGAUCCUGUGUUUUCGCGAUGGCCGACGACGCCGCCAGGCCGCCAGGCCGCUCUGCCGAGUGCCGACUGCCGACUGCUCGCCGCUCGCCGCUCGCCGCUCGCCGCUCGCCGCUCACCGCUUGCCGCUGCCCCCUUUCUCGUCCUUUCCGCCUUUCAACUUCACGCCAUAACGGCCCGGUUGUGCUGCUAUCGGCUCGCGUUGCAACUGCGCGUUUUCGCUCGACCAUACCGAGAGUGAGCCCAGGGCGUACGUUCUACACCGCCUUUCCGCAUUUUGCCUUAAACGUCGCAAACUUGUUCGUGCAUCAUUUCAAAUCGUUGCUCCCCUUAUGUUUCAUUCAUCUGCGGAUCAAUGACAAGGAAUGUCGAUAGUUACUGAAAAUGCUAUCAUAAAAAUGGAAGAAAGUAAUUUAGACGAAACAGGUUCACAUGAUAAUAAAUAUACAUUAGUUGCGGGUUCGCUAAGAGAUAAUAAUGAAACUGAACAAAAAGUAUUACAUCUGGAAUCCGCAGUUAAAACCGAGUGCAUCGGGUUAACAUCUAAAUCUGUCAACAUGCUGCUUAGCGAAGAGUUACUCCCAGUGCGACUGACAGAUGGAAGUCAAUAUUAUACAGCAGCUUAUCGACUCGACGAAACUAACGUAUGUGCAGAGGCAGUGGAGGCGAUCCUUUUCGAUAGUUUAGACGGCGAAUGUAUUCUCGCUGAAUAUCAACAAAAUAAUUGCUUGAGUAGCACAACUCAGCAAAAGCUGACCGAUCUUCUAUUAACUCGAAGUGCUAAAUCUUUAAUAGGUGCCAAACACAUUCAAAAUUAUUUCGUGAAACUUACGGACUCGAUAAUAAGACUGAUGCCAAAUGAAGAUCCUAAUGUUUAUUAUAUCCCACCGCAAUCUAGCGGGAAUGAAAGUAAAAACCCGAAAGGCAAAUUACCAGAUAAAUGGCGCAAUCUUACUUACCAAUUGAGGAUGCGGGGAAUUUUACCAAAGAGAAAAGGAAAAGAUAAACGAGUGAACGCCUCCGAGUGUUCGAGUUCUUCCACAGCACAAUCAGUCAGAGCCGCGGUUGAUGCUCACAUGAGGUCUUUACAAAUGUUAGAAGCAUCGUUGUCGCAACUUAUCGUUCACUGGGACGCAACGAUAGAGUAUAGAAAGCUUAUUAGAUCAUCGCUAAAUAAUCUUAACGAUAUACUAUUCGAAUGGCCUAUUUUGAGAACGGACAAAGGUCCUCAUUUGAUUGAUUAUGAGUUUAAGCAUUUGUAUGGCGAAGACGACGUGACGAACAAGUGGACAAUUUUUUUUAACGCGUUGUACGAUGUAAAGAAAUCAUCCGUUAGAGAUAGCGUGGGUAAAGAAUAUUGCAAUAUGUAUGAGCAUUUUAGUAACACCAGAUCAGAGACAAUAGCUGGAAUUCAAAUACAACUGCUUCCAUUUCUAAUCACACCCACGACCAAAUUCAAAACUGGCAGCGGGAUCACAGUAAAACCCUCAAUGCUGGAGAGUUCUGAGGGAUUCGUGAUUUAUUGUAAGACAGCAGAAGCGCUUGCAGAUAAAAUUUUGAGCAGAAGCGACAGAUACGGAAAAUGGCAUAUGCCAGUGCAUCCUUGUAUAGUAUUUCGCGGACCGCAGCCUUGCAUAAUUGAAACUGCUUACGUCAGUUUGCAAGAGCAGCUUUGGAAAGUAGAUACGCCGCUACGAGCGCUCGAUUUAGCCUUUAAAUUGUAUCAAGUUUUCAACUUGCACUAUCCACCAGAUUGCGAGCAAGUCUGGCUGGUCGUACAGAAAAUGGUUUUUGACAUAACAAAAGUUUCAGAUAAGAAAAUCAAUAACGUCACAUCGUUGAUCAACGUGUUGAAUGUCAAAUUGCAGAACAAAAGGCCACGAACAGAAUAGAAUGCGUGUUUCAGAUCGAGGUGUUUUAGUUACCAAACUUGUGAUGUCAAGUUGUAAAUAAUUAUAAUUGAAUUUUAUUAUACCAUUGCAAAUUUGAAAAAGUAAAAGCUCAUAAUCUCUAGAUUUUACUUUUUUCAACUUGCAAUCGAAAAGGUUUUUAUCCGUCGAGCAGUGUUGAUUUCUAUGUAAAUAAUAAACAUUGAUUAAUAUGCGGUGCAUACAUUUGUUUGACCCUUUCCGAUUAAUCGACCUAUUAUUGAAGUACGCUAUUGAAUAACGUAGCGUUACUGUCAGACGCGAAUGCCGUGUCUCGCGAUGCACUAUUGAGCGUAAGGCAAUCCUGCAGAAGAGUCCAAUCCGAUGAG
Phymastichus coffea is the source of this 2370-nucleotide messenger RNA. RefSeq lists its product as uncharacterized. The coding region runs from base 479 to 2005 and encodes 508 amino acids. The record is from RefSeq and is a predicted model, not a curated record. Lineage: Eukaryota; Metazoa; Arthropoda; Insecta; Hymenoptera; Eulophidae. The transcript is spliced from 8 exons.